Molecule: messenger RNA, 2652 nt
Organism: Pestalotiopsis fici W106-1
Lineage: Eukaryota; Fungi; Ascomycota; Sordariomycetes; Amphisphaeriales; Sporocadaceae
Product: Histone-lysine N-methyltransferase
Exons: 1
Coding region: 1-2652 (883 amino acids)
Biological process (GO): regulation of DNA-templated transcription
Cellular component (GO): chromatin; nucleus; chromosome
Molecular function (GO): protein binding; histone H3K36 methyltransferase activity
Source: RefSeq, a predicted model, not a curated record
AUGGAGGACGAAGAACGCAUCAAAGCUAGCCUCCAGGGCUUGACGGUUGAGACCAAACCAGACGUGUUCGCAGUGAACGAGACCGAGGUGAAGAAAGAGGACGACAGUGCCCCAGGGUCCAGUGGCUCGAGAUCCAGGUCGCAUAGCAUGUCGCCAGACCAAAAGCCACGCAGUGACAGCGCGUCAACGCCAGACGUGAAUGGGGUACAACCACAAAAGUCUCGAAAGGGCGCGCAAAAGUCAGCACCUCGGCAACCCCCUCUCUUCAAUCACCUCCCCGACGUCACGGAGGAGGCUACUGGCCACUUUCAACUGAUUCCGGAUUGUUUGUACGGAUCCAAAUCUCUUGGUGCUUCGGAACAUGAUACCUUGGAUUGCGAUUGCGCUGAGGAGUGGCGCGAUGGUAAGAACCAUGCAUGUGGCGAAGAUGCCGACUGCAUCAACCGUAUCACCAAAAUGGAGUGCUUCGACCGAGAGUGUAACUGUGGCGACGGCUGCGAGAAUCAACGCUUUCAACACAAAAGAUACGCCAACGUCUCUGUCAUCAAGACGGAGAAGAAGGGUUUUGGAUUACGAGCAAACUCGGAUUUGCAAGCCAACACCUUCAUCUAUGAGUAUAUCGGUGAGGUCAUCAAUGAGCCAACAUUCCGGCGGCGAAUGAUGCAAUACGACCAGGAAGGUAUCAAGCAUUUCUAUUUCAUGUCUCUGCACAAGAAUGAGUUUGUAGAUGCGACCAAGAAGGGUAACCUCGGUCGCUUCUGCAACCAUUCUUGCAACCCCAACUGCUAUGUCGACAAGUGGUGUGUUGGCCCUAAGAUGCGCAUGGGCAUUUUCACCAGCCGUGAGGUCAAGGCAGGCGAAGAACUCGUGUUUAAUUACAACGUCGAUCGCUAUGGCGCAGACCCUCAGCCCUGUUACUGCGGUGAAAGCAACUGUAUUGGCUUCAUUGGUGGAAAGACGCAGACAGAGCGGGCAACCAAAUUGUCUGCUGCAACGAUUGAGGCCCUCGGCAUUGACGAUGCCGACAGCUGGGAUACCACGGUCGCAGUCGUCAAGAAGCCCCGCAAGAAGCGAGUUGAGGAAGACGAUGAAGACUACGUUAAUAGCGUACAGGCUCGUGGUCUUGACGAUGAAAAGGGGGUGCAAAAAGUCAUGGCUUCGCUCAUGCAGUGCAAAGAGAAAUGGAUUGCUGCUAAACUCUUGGAGCGUAUCGAGCGCUGCGAGGAACGUCUCCUCCCCAGCAUUGUCCGCGUCCACGGAUAUGAGAUCCUCAAAACGACGCUCAACUCUUUCAAAGACGAUCGCAACCUGGUUCUCCAAAUUCUUCAUAUCCUAAACAGGUUCCCGCGCCUAACAAGAAACAAGAUUACCGAUUCCAAGAUUGACGUGGUCGUUCAACCUCUGGUCGACUCGGAGCACGAGGAUAUUGCAGCUGAGUCGAAGCAGUUGCUGGAAACUUGGAGCAAAUUGGAAACAGGCUAUCGUAUCCCUCGCAAAGCCCGAAAUGCUCAAGGGGCUACUGCACCUGUCAACUCCUUUGAGGAACGUCGUGGCGGCCCCCGGCUUGAGGAGCCACAACAAAAAGUCACCAAUGCCCCGCUGCCGGACAAUGUUCCCAAAGGCCCUCGAAACAGCGUACCCCAGCGAAACAUGAAUGUCGUUCAUCAGCCACGCCAGCGUCGCCCGCCUGAUCAGAGUACACUUCCGCCUGGCUGGUUCAUUGCGUAUGACCAAUCAGGCAAGUAUUAUUUCUAUACCAAAGGUGGAACUGUGCAGUGGCAUAAACCAAAUGUCCCGGCGCCUGAGGCCUUCCAAACGGCACCAUCCAGAGCUGUGCAGGAGCAAAAGUCGUUGCAGGAUCUUAUUGAUUCUGUAUCCAAGCCCAAGUCUGCCACCCAAACACCCCAGCAAGUCAGCACACCUGCCCAAGACGCCAAGAAGGAAAAAUGGCGCUCGCUCCCUGUUGAGAAGCAGAUGAAGAUAUACGAGAACACCCUCUUUCCUCACGUCAAAUAUGUGAUGGACAAAUUCCGACACAAGCUCCCAAAGGAGGAUCUGAAGAAGUUUGCCAAGGAGGUGAACAAGAAGUUAGUUGCGUCAGACUACAAAAAUCGCCGUGUUGAAGAUCCGAAUACGAUAUCCAAAAAGCAGGAGCAGAAGAUCAAGAGCUACGUCAAGGACUUCUUUGAUAAAGCUGUUGUCAAGUACAAUGCGAAUGAGAGAAGGAAGAACGACAAGCUCAGAAACGGAGCCAGCAGCUCACCCAAAGGACCGCAAACUGCCGCCAAGGUUGAGGCCGAACUGAAGGACGAUGAUGUUGAAGAUGACAUGGCCAUGACUGACGAUGAAGGCGCCAACUCCACACCGUCGGAGCAGAAACGGAAGCGGGAUGACGGUGAUGAUACCGGUUCGAACCCGUCCGAGCCAUACGCAAAACGCGUAAAAGAGGAAGAUGCACCUACGCCGCCACCUCCUCCGCCACCCCCUCCAGCUGUGGACGCUUCUGACAACGUGGUGGCUUCGGCCGAUUCAGAUGCCCUCCGGCAGCAGGAAGCUGAACUCGAACGGGAAAAUGAGCUUAACAGGCUAGAAUUCGAACGAGAACAGCUUGGCAAUGGUAAUCAACAGCAAUCUACUGUCCUGAGCCACUAG